UGACCUGCAGCUUGGGGCCUUGGCAGGAGAGGUGGCCUUCCUACUUCCUUUGCUCUGCCGCUGGUUGUCCAGUGGUACACGGCUCCUCCCAUCCUGCCCCCGCGGGGCCCUGACCAGUCAGUCCACCCAGCACCUAAGGGAGGCAUAGCCAGGGGGAAGAAGGAGGGAGAAAGGAGAGCCAGCUGGGGUCCUGCAGGAUGAUGGUCUGUUGAAAUCCUCAAGGUGAACAGGCCAUGGCGCAAGCUGGUGGACUGCCGCAGGCCAGCACUACUUCUGGCCAGCCCUACGUGAGCAAGUUGGUUCUGCUUGGAAGCAGCUCUGUGGGCAAGACCAGCCUGGUCCUUCGCUACAUAAAGCAAGACUUCAACAGCGUCUUGCCAACUGUGGGGUGUGCAUUCUUCACGAAGGUGUUGGAUGUGGGCUCUUCAUCUCUGAAGCUUGAGAUCUGGGACACAGCUGGCCAGGAGAAGUACCACAGCGUCUGCCACCUCUAUUUCAGGGGUGCCAAUGCUGCGCUCUUGGUGUAUGACAUCACUCGCAAGGAAGGGAAGGAAUUUGCGGAGAGCAAAAGCCUGCUCUUCAUGGAAACCUCGGUCAAGCAGAACUACCAGGUGUCUGAGGUCUUCGACACCAUUGCCCAGGAGCUACUGAAGAGAGCAGGAGACAGGGGGAGCAGCAGCCCGCAGGACGGUGAGGCUGUGGUUCUGAACCAGGGGCCUGCUGCCAGGCAGCGCCAGUGUUGCGCGUGAGUUGCUGCCACUGCAGGAGAGCGUGCGGAGGGCAUCUCAUCCUGUGCCUCAGAGGGUUCUCAGCCCCUCUGUUCCGAGGCAGCGGCGGCUUCUGAACAAGGCUGGCCACUCUGUCUAUUCAUACUCUCCAAAAGACGGGUUAUGCCCAAGCCCUGGAGGCUUCCAGAAGUUGGCUUCCUUCAUAAGAACUACUUGCCAGAGCUGCUGGGAAUGGCCAGUGGUAGGAUCCGGUGCAAAAUGGUUCCCAGAAGAUUGCCAGUCCCAUUGAUAUUCCCCGAUCCCACCAUAUUCCUGAAUGCCCUGAGCCCGUGUGCCUGCCCCACCUGGGCCGUUCCAUUCAGCGGCCUUGCUACCAGAAUGGAAGAGUUAAAUGAAGCAGAGAAGAAGCGUGAGCUGGAAAGAUUCUUUGAUCCAUGAGAUGGGAAGACAGUUGCUUCAUUCUGGGGCAGCUUGUCCCUAACUGGAUCUCCUUGGUUCUGGGAGUUGCCAAGGGAGAAAGGGGCUGAUAAAAUAAAAGGCAUCCAUGCUGGGAAAAAUGGAGAAAUGAGCCCAAGGUGGUGGGUCUCAGUGAGGUGACCCUGGAGAAUCCAUCAGGAGUGGCGGCGAUGGGUGUGUCCCCCUUCCAGCUGCGGAUGGACAGAGCCAGGCCUCUAUCUAGUGGUACCAGGACUCUCAAGCCUCCACUGUAUUGUCUAUGCAUCCUUCUCUCUAAAUAUUAGGGGUCUUGAUAAUUUGACCACUUUCCAAGGUUACACUAGGACCCACAGCCUGACAGGUCACACUGUCAGUCUGUACACAUUAGUCUGGUUUGUAGGCAUUAAACAUGGCGAAAACUUGUGGGGCAAGUGUAAUGAGGGUGGGCAUAGGCAUUGGUUUGGGCAGACUGUCUAUCCUGGUGGUAACUGUGUUACUGCAUUGAGAAUUUUCAUCUUUAUAGAGAAACCCAGGUCCUUGUCCAGGGAGGAAAGCUCCAGAGGGUCUCUCUCGAUGCUUGAUAUGGCAAGAUGGAGGUACUUCAAAUGUGGCCAUUUAGGGGGCAAAACUGUUUUUUGUUUUGUUUUGUUUUUGAGACAGGGUUUCUCUAUAUAACGACCCCAGGUGUCCUGGAACUAGCUCUGUAGACCAGGCUGGCCUUGAACAUGAAGAAAUCCACCUGCCUCUGCCUCCCAAGUGCUGGGAUUAAUAAAAGGCAUUUGCCGUCACCACUGCCCCACA
Myodes glareolus (Bank vole) is the source of this 1964-nucleotide messenger RNA. NCBI's taxonomy places the organism in Eukaryota, Metazoa, Chordata, Mammalia, Rodentia, Cricetidae. The record is from RefSeq and is a predicted model, not a curated record.